AUGGGCGGAGGCGAUGGAGGCGGUCGCGGCGACGGCGGCGGCGGCGAGGGCGGAGGCGGCGACGGCGGCGGCGGCGAGGGUGGCGGCGGAGACGGGAUUGGCGGCGAGGGUGGCGUCGGCGAGGGCGGUGGAGGCGACGGUGGCGGCGGCGACGGUGGUGGUGGCGAGGGAGGCGGCGGCGACGGCGGCGGAGGCGAGGGCGGCGGCGGGCUCGGCGGAGGCGGCCCGGGUGGCUGCGGAGGCGAGGGCGGUGGCGGCCUCGGUGGAGGCGGCCUGGGCGGUGGCGGUGAGGGUGGCGGCGGCGAGGGGGGUGGUGGCGAGGGAGGCGGCGGCGACGGCGGCGGAGGCGAGGGUGGCGGCGGGCUCGGAGGAGGUGGGCUGGGUGGCUGCGGAGGCGAGGGCGGUGGCGGGCUUGGCGGAGGCGGUGAGGGCGGUGGUGGCGAGGGUGGCGGCGGCGACGGAGGCGGAGGCGAGGGAGGCGGCGGCGAGGGCGGUGGUGGCGAGGGAGGCGGCGGCGACGGCGGCGGAGGCGAGGGCGGCGGCGGGCUGGGCGGUGGCGGCGACCGCGACGGAGGCGGCGGCGAGGGCGGCGGCGGCGAGGGUGGCGGCGGCGAGGGGGGCGGAGGCGAGGGCGGGGUCGGGCUGGGCGGUGGAGACAGAGGCGGCGGCGGCGAGGGAGGCGGCGACAAGGGCGGAGGCGGUGACGGCGGUGGUGGGCUUGGCGGAGGUGGGCUGGGCGGCGGCGGUGAGGGUGGCGGCGGCGAGGGCGGUGGCGGCAUGGGCGGAGGCGACGGAGGCGGCCGCGGCGACGGCGGCGGCGGCGACGGCGGAGGCGGCGACGGCGGCGGCGGGCUCCGUGGCG
Emiliania huxleyi CCMP1516 is the source of this 862-nucleotide messenger RNA. RefSeq lists its product as hypothetical. The transcript has a single exon. The record is from RefSeq and is a predicted model, not a curated record. The annotation marks the transcript as partial. Lineage: Eukaryota; Haptophyta; Isochrysidales; Noelaerhabdaceae.